GCUCCCUUCACAUAAUACUAUCAACUUCAACAAUAAUCCGAUCUUUCAAAGUGAAGAUUGAAGAUAAAACUUUAAUACAAUAAAAAUGGGUGAAAACAAGGGUGGAUGCUUUAGUGUUACAAUAGUUGUUUGUAUAUUUUUGAUCGUGGGAUUAGAUGUCAUCGCUGGUUUAGUGGCAAUUCAAGCCGAAGGCGCCCAAGAAGAGGUGAAACACAUGAAGGUGUGGUUACUCGAGUGUAAAGCUCCAAGCCAAAAAGCUUUCGUGUUAGGGAUAAUAGCAUUAGUAUGUUUGGCAGCAGCUCAUAUAUUCGCCGUUAUGAUAGGAUGCAGUAUCUCCAACAUAGUCAAAGUACUCGCCGUACCUAAGAUCUCUGCAUACAUCAACAUGGCCUGUCUUUCUCUCACUUGGAUCGUAGCAAUUGCGGGAGCGGGGAUACUUACGAUGGGGAUAUGGACGAACAGAGAGUCGAGAUCAAAAUGUGGAUUCACAAACAAACAUUUUUUGUCUUUCGGAGGCAAAGUGUGUUUCUUUCAUGCCUUUGUCUCUGUCGUUUUUUAUUUAACAACUAUCAUCUCUAAAAGAUGUCCUUUGUGAAAUGUUCGUAUGCAUUAAUGCUAAUUUGUGAAAUGUUCAUUU
Messenger RNA from Brassica oleracea var. oleracea, 637 nucleotides. RefSeq lists its product as uncharacterized. The record is from RefSeq and is a predicted model, not a curated record. NCBI's taxonomy places the organism in Eukaryota, Viridiplantae, Streptophyta, Magnoliopsida, Brassicales, Brassicaceae. The transcript has 3 exons. The coding region runs from base 86 to 595 and encodes 169 amino acids.